AUGAAGAUAAAUAGUAAGUUUAGGCUGAUGACAAAGAUAGAAACACUCGAUGCAAUCAACAGAUCCUUAGAAACCCACCCAGGCCAGGCAGAGUUUUUGGAAAAGGUACGGCUGUACUGCACUUCUUCCAUGGCCAAAGAUCAAGCUUUAGGAAUCAAGCAAACACUAAUCAAUAUAGGCCUGACAGAGUUCGAGAUCAUACAAUUACUUGACUUCAACCCCAAGUCCAUUGUUUGCCUUCAGCUUGUGAUCGAGGACAUGGAAGAGAGGUUUACUGAGGAAGCCCUCCUUAGAAUAUUAGACCUAUUCAACGAUAACAAAUAA
Encephalitozoon romaleae SJ-2008 is the source of this 324-nucleotide messenger RNA. RefSeq lists its product as hypothetical. Gene Ontology annotation, biological process: DNA-templated transcription initiation. Gene Ontology annotation, cellular component: RNA polymerase complex. NCBI's taxonomy places the organism in Eukaryota, Fungi, Microsporidia, Unikaryonidae. The record is from RefSeq and is a predicted model, not a curated record. Bases 1 to 324 code for a protein of 107 amino acids. The transcript has a single exon. Gene Ontology annotation, molecular function: nucleotide binding.